AUAAUCUUUUCUCUUUCCCAGAAAAUGAAACUGAAGCAGGACGGGGUCACAUGACAGGAGGCGCAGGCUUAUAGCCAGCAGCCGGGAAAUGUGUGCUCUUUCCUGCAGGUCUGCAGGGCCCUUGCGCGUUGGUGGCAUGGAGUGUGCUCAGUGCAAGCAUGUCUCCAGAGAGGAUGCUGCCAAGUUCUGCAGCCGGUGUGGAACCAGGCUUCAUCCGGCAGACCCGAGAGCAGAUUCUGAGAACAACAACUCUGUGGUGGCCUCAGCCCCAGAGGAAGAGAUGGAGCUUGGAGAAGCUCUGAAGGUGGAAGAAAACCUGAGUUUGUCUUUAAGCUCCGGAGACUGGCAGGUGAUUCCAGACGAGUCCAGUUCUGAUGCCUCCUGGACGGUCCAGAAGGGAGUGGUCCUCGAAGUUAUAGAUCCUGUAGACGACACAGCCAAUGGGCUGGGAACUGCUCAUUACCCUCCCGACAAGAGGAGGAAAGAGGAUGCAACUGUAUCUGACGACGUGAGCGUGUUGUCUGCAGACGCUGUGCAGAGUAAAAAGAAGAAAAGGAAGAAAAAGAAUAAGAACACUUCUGAUUCUUCAGAGCCAAGUUCCUUGUCCCUGUCUCCCUCCAGCCUCCAGAGUCUAGAUUUGCUUUCAAACCCUGCAUCCCAGGACUCAGCCCUGCCCCAAAGCCAAGUCCUGCAUGGUGGUCCCACUGGGCAGCCCGGCCAGCCCCAGGUCACAGGGAUGGUGUCACCGGAGGUGGACGGCUCAGUCAUGCAUUCUGAGAGUGGCAGCAGCACCCUGCAGGGUCAAACUACAGGAGGCAGGGAUGGUGCUGCGGGAGGUGAGAACAGUGCUAUAACCCAGGAACACAUGGAAGGGAAGGACCACGACACUUCCACGUGCGCUGUGGACAGAAGCUUCUCCCAGGAGGGAUCUGGCCUGACUCCCUCUGCCUGUGAAGGCCUCCCUAAUGCUGAAGAUGCUGCCUGGAAGUCCCCAUUGCCUGAGUCCAAAGGGGACAGCGGUGCUCCCAGGGAGGAAGCACAGACGGCCAGGCAGCAGGCAGCAGCCCCGGCCUCUGGACCAAUUAAUGCUACAGCACAGUCAGCUACUUCAGUUAACAAGGCUGGGAAAGAAAUGAAAGACAAGACUCAGAAAACAAAACUGCCACCCGCAAACCCCACUGCCUCCAAGGAGCACUGCCAGGAAGCUGAAUCCAAGGCCAAGCCGACUGUUCCUGGGAAGAAAACGGCUGAAACCAGGAUCUUGAAGCCAGAAGACCAGAAGAAACCGGAAGGGAGUGACAGAAAUUACGCAGCUGCUGUGAAAAAGGAGGAGCAGAGGAACCAGCGUGCUUCCUCUGUGCGGGAGGCUACAGCCAGCACGCUGAGCCCCGAGGAAGGAGUCACGGUCUACUUCCACGCUAUCCUCUCCAAGCACUUCGACUUCAACCCCGACCACCACAGAGUGUUUGUCAGGGGGGGAGAAGGACUGGGGAAGCCAGCCUGGAAGAACGCUUGCGAGAUGUACUACACCGAGGACUUAUCGGAGAACGGGUCUCUCCUGGAUGGCAGCAUGGUCAUUCCCAAGCAGAGCCUGGAUAAACCCAUCCCAUACAAGUACGUCAUUGACCUCGGCAAGGGUAACGUGGAGUACGAGUUCAUCUACAAGACUCCGCAGAAGAAAGGCGAGCACGUGAACCGCUGUCUGAUCGUGCAGUCUUUCUUGGCGGGCUCCGGAGAGUGGCAUCAGUAUGAUGACAUCAUCUGUAUGCGUCCUCCUGGGAUGCUGAAAAAGGCCUUGGACCACAUCAUAGACAAGACGAGGAAGGACCUGGUGAAAGGGAAGCAGAUGGCAGCCACAGUGAUGCUGGACCGAAUCUUCAGCGUCCUCCAGACCUGGAGUGCCAUCAACCUGAAGAGCUUUUUCAGCCAGUUCCAGCAGUUUUACCAAGUUGUCCGAGUCCCUAUGAUUCAUGAAGGCACCGCACAGCCAUGGCGCACUCUGCAGUAUGAAGAGACAGAGGUAAAGAAACACCUGUGGGAGUACAUGAAAAAGCAGAUGGUGCCGUUUUUGGAAGGAAAGAACAAGGAGUCUCUGCCCAGAGACUGUGCAGUGAGGAGCAAGCUCAGAAUGGGUCUGAUCAUUCUUUUUGUGGUGGAAAAUACCCAAAUUUCCUUACCCGAAAGUGACCUGAUGUCACUGUGCUACCUCCUCACCCCGUGUGCCAGUUCAACAGACACCCUCGACAGUGACCUAAACCACUUCCUUGGCGUAUCUCAGAGAUGGAGAGAGUGGUUGGUGAACCUGUGCCAAAGGUGCACGGAUGCACAUGAGGACCGUUGGGUGGGCACUCUGCCUGUCCUGCACUACUGCAUGCAGCUGUCCCCGCCCAGAAGGGACUCCGUGAACCAGCCUGAGGACACCUGGGCGGCCCUAGAAGGAAUCUCCUAUUCCCAGUUUCGGGAAAAAGCACCCGAACGGAGCCAGCUCCUGCAGUCGAUGAAACAGAAGAAGCACUUGCUGCUGGUGGAUGUGUACCUCUUCCGAUCCUGGUUCAGUUUGCUGCCUCUGGGAAACUUGGUUUCCUACCUGGAGCACACCACUGAAUACUUGAGUGACAUGCCUGCUCGGGUCUUGGACUGUUUUCUGGGGAUUUAUUACCGGCUGCAAGGACUUCAAGUGAUCUGUCACCGAAACGCAGAGGAUGUCAAGAAUCUUUUUAGAAUGCUGUUGCACCUCGUGGACAUUUUCCAGGACUCGAUUCUCGAGGAGACCUUGUUCCCAUCCUACCUGACCGUGUGCCUGAGACUCCACGAAGGUGUCUGCAGCAUUACCAAGGAGCGACAGUUCUUCGAGGUGCUUGCCUUGUCGGCUGAAGUGCUAUGCACCAUUAUUAGAGUCAGACCUCUCGGGGGUGUGGAGGAGGGCCCGGCAGACGAAGUCACCAAGGCCUCUGUGACGAGCGCCCUCCAGGGGGCCCUGGCCGCCACACGGACCUGGCUCAGCCGGGUGUUUACCCGAAACAUGUUCCAGACAUACCUAACGACUGUGCGGUUCACUUACCCCGAUGAGAUUGCGGUCUGGCGGAGGCUGGUAGAAAUCAACUUCCCUGAGGAGCAUGGCUGGAAGAUAUCACUGCUGAAAGACAUGGAAGGGAGACUCAAGCAGGAGCGGCCACUGUCCCAGAUCAAUGUCUACUGCAACUCUCGCUGGGAGGACGCCGGCCCUGAUGACAGUGUGACUGGGAGCUUUGAGAAGUGUGCCAUCGAAGCCGUGAGCUAUGCUUGCCAGUCACAGACCAGUAUUCUUGAGGGCCUUUCUUGCAAUGAUUUGCGGAAAUUUGGCACCCUCGCCUCCGCUGUGAUCACCAAAUCCUGGCCUCAGAACAACGGCAAGGCUGUGGAAGACCCGGAUGAGAUCUUUAAGCACCUGCUGAAGUGGCCAGACGUGAAGCAGCUCUUCAAACUGCACGGAACCAAUGAGAAACUGCUAGCCCACAUCACAGAGGAAAGCAAGAGGUUGAUGGCUGCUGCUGACUCGGUGUUCACAAGAGUGGUCGGUGACCUCCUGGAGGGGACCAUUGUUAUCGGGCAGCUGGAGCUGAUCACGAAGUGCCAGCGUCAAUUUCUGGACAUCUGUCAUUUAAAGAGAAAAAGUUCUUUAUUUCAAAAGAACAAAUGUGACGUGAAGGUCAUGCUGGCUUGGAGGAAGGACGAGCUGGAAUUUCUCAAGGAGGAAAAGAAUUGCGUGGACAGCCUGCUGAGGCUGUGCGGGAAGGUGAAACACCACGUGCUAGUGAAUUUUGGUGCAAUUGAAGCAAGACACUCAGAAGACCUCAACUGCAAGAGGCUCAGUGACGUGAUGACCGUGAUGCUACCCACCUCGCUGGACUUCAAGCGCAGCACACAUUAUGAUCUGAGCCAACAGUUCCAAGAAAUGGCCAGAAUGACCCACUCACUGAACAAAAGCCACAUCUUCCAGAUCUUGUGGGAAGAAGCUGCAGAGUCACUAAGUAAUCCUGACGAGGAAUCCGAAAGGCCAGUCCUUCAGCUGACCGACGUCUAUCAGUGCCUGUACUGUCCUUGCUACGAAGAGUUCGUCACACUCUACAAUGAUCUGAAGUCAGGACGUAUCACGUUUGCUGAGAUCGACAACAUCUUCAAGGACUUUAUAGAUAAAUACAGUGACCUGACUAAAGACCUUGAGAUCAUGUGUGCUGUGAAUCCUCAGGACCAACAGGAGUGGAUCUUGGAGCGAGUUAGCCAGGUCAAAGAAUACCACAGCCUGCACCAGGCCGUCAGCUCAGCCAAGGUCAUCUCACAGGUCCAGAAGCGUUUGGGACUGACUGGUGACUUCAGUGUUCUUUACACUUUAUUAAACUUUAUUGAUGACUUCGAGACCAUUCGCCACAAGCAGUUGGUCCAGAUGAAUAGGGAGCUCAUCCAAGCCAAGAAACUCCUGCAGGACAUUAGCAAGCCCCGCCGCCGCUGCCUGGAGGAGCUGUCCCUGCACAAGGAGUUUGUGGACUGGCUCCGCGAGGCACUGGGAGGCAUCAAUGAACUCAAGGUGUUCGUGGACCUGGCUUCCAUCUCAGCUGGGGAGAAUGACAUCGACGUGGACAGGGUGGCCUGCUUCCAUGAUGCCGUGCAGGGCUAUGCUUCCCUGCUGUACAAGCUGAACUCGCAGGCAGGUUUCCAUGAGUUUAUGGACCAUCUGGAAGAUCUCUGGAAGGCCCUGGAGAACGACCAGCACCUGCCCAAGAAGCUGCGAGAUUCUGCCAGGAACCUGGAGUGGCUGAAGACGGUUAAGGAAAGCCACGGGUCUGUAGAGCUCUCAUCCCUGUCCCUUGCCACAGCAAUCAACAGCAGGGGGAUCUACCUGAUCCAGGCACCCAGAGAUGGCCAGAAGAUUUCUGCAGAUGCUGUUCUACACCUGGUUCUCCCCGAGGCUCCUGGCGAGCAGGGGGUCGUGCGCUGCUACUCUUCAGAAGAGCUGAAGGAACUGCUGAACAAGCUGAUGUUGAUGUCUGGCAAGAAAGACCACAGCAAUGUGGAGGUGGAGAGGUUUUCAGAGGUGUUCUGCAACGUGCAGCGGCUUGUGCAGGUCUUCAUAAAGCUGUACUCCGCUGGAAACAUGCUCUUCCGCACCUGGACAGCCGAGGUCUACUGCAGGCCCAGGCAGAGUGUCUCUGUCCGCAUGGACUUCGACAUGGAGUUGGUGAGCCAGCUGGCAGAGGGUGGGGAUGUCGUUGAGAUCCUCGAAGCGCUCUGCAGGCAAAUGGAGCACUUCCUGGACCGCUGGAAGAUGGUGGUGACCCAGAAGCGGACAGAGCACUUUUACCUCAACUUCUACACAGCCGAGCAACUGGUCUACCUGAGCACUGAGCUCAGGAACCUGAGACCUAGUGAAGCUGCCCUGACAAUGCUGUCUUUCAUCAAAGGCAAUUGCACUGCUGCUGACGUCUUGCAGGCCCGGGGCAUGUGCGAUGACAAGGCUGCCACAGACCUCGCGAGGACAGUAAGGGAGGAAUUGCCACUGCGGGUCAACUCUGAGUCCAGCAUGGUGGCCAUGCUGGGGGUAAUCAUGGAGCAGUCCACAGCGUGCAUCAGUGCUUUCCUGCCUGGCUGCCUGGACCUGGAGGCCCUUGGCCAUUGUCUGGCUCAGCUGGCCAGGAAGGGCAGGCCUCCCGUGGAACGGCCCCUCCCCAGGGGCCUGCAGGCUGGCCAGCCCAACUUGGUCUUGUGUGACUACUGUGAGGUGCUGCCGGCUGCCCUGGCCAUCUACAUGCAGGCUCCCAGCCAGCCCCUGCCCACCUUCGACGAGGUGCUGCUCUGCACCCCGGAGACCACGUUUGAGGAGGUGGCACUGCUCUUGCAUCGCUGUCUCACCCCGGGCUCCAAGGGGCACAAGGUCUACAGCCUGCUGUUCGCGGAACAGCUGAGCUACGAGGUGGGCUGCCGGGUGGAGGCACUGUUUCAGAGUCUGUGCACGCAGCGCCACCGCGAAGACUACCAGCUAGUGAUGGUUUGCGAUGGAGCCCGUGAACACUGCUACCUCCCCUCCGCCUUCAGCCGGCACAAAGUCCUCCUCAUUCCGCAGGAGCCCCUCGAAGCCAUCCAGGCCUACCUGAAGCACCAUUACCAGGUCCCAGAGGAGAUCCCAUCAGCUGCAGCCGUGUUCAGAGAGCAGCUGUGUGUCGGGAUUGUGACCUCGGAGAGAGCGGGUGUUGGAAAGUCUCUCUAUGUGACAAGAUUGCACAGCAAACUGACAAGGAAGUUACAAAAUAAAAGUGUGCCUUUAAAAAUUAUUCGGUUGACUGACCCUCAGGUGGAUGAGAACCAAGUCUUGGCCUCUCUCCUGCCUUUUUUGGACAGGAAAUAUCAGAAAAUGCCUGUGAUAUUCCACUUUGAUGUGACCACUUCAGUACGCACUGGAAUUUGGGUCUUUCUUUUCAAACUCCUCAUUUUACAAUACCUAAUGGACGUCAAUGGGAAAAUGUGGCUGCGGAACCCGUGUCACUUGUAUAUUGUUGAGAUCUCAGAAGGGAACUCGGAACAGCCAAAGACCAGGUCUUCUAAGCUGAAUGCUCAUGCCCCCCAGUUCAGAUUUCUUGACAUCUUCCCCAAAAUCACCUGCAGACCUCCCAAAGAAGUUAUCAACAUGGAGCUGACCCCUCAGAGGAGCCACAGAGAGCCCGGCAUGGACCACAAAGAGUUCCGCAGCGCAACUUUCCAAAGACCUUACCAAUAUCUAAGACGAUUCCACCAAAAUGAAAAUCUAGACUCAUUUCAGUACCAAGAAAACUCCAUUGAAGGCACCCCAGAAGAAUGCCUGCAACUCUUCCUGAUCUACUGCGGGGUCGUAAACCCAUCCUGGUCGGAGUUUCAAAACUUUGCUCGCUUCUUGAACUGCCAGCUCAGAGACUGUGAGGCCUCGGUCUUCUGCAAUUCAGGUUUUACCGGAGACACACUGAGGGGCUUCAAGAACUUUGUGGUUACCUUCAUGAUCUUUAUGGCAAGAGAUUUUGCCACACCAACCCUUCACACCUCAGACCAGAGCCCAGGCAACCACAUGGUCACCAUGGACGGGGUGGAUGAAAAAGACCUCGCUCCCUUCUCUCUCCGAAGAAGGUGGGAGUCAGAGCCCCACCCGUAUGUGUUUUUCAAUGGUGAUCACAUGACCAUGACAUUCAUUGGCUUCUACCUCCGGCCCAAUAAUCAUGGUUACGUUGACGCCAUCAAUCACCUGAACGGGGAGGUGAUCAAGGGAAAUGUCAUGACGAAGGAGCUGUACGAGGGGCUGUUGCUUCAAAGAGUCCCCUUUAACAUUGACUUUGACAACCUGCCCAGACACGAGAAACUCGAAAGACUCUGCCUGGCCCUUGGGAUCCAGUGGCCCACUGACCCCGAUGAGACAUACGAGCUUACAACAGACAAUAUGCUUAAGAUUUUGGCCAUUGAAAUGAGGUUCCGCUGUGGGAUCCCAGUCAUCAUCAUGGGGGAAACGGGCUGUGGGAAGACCAGGCUCAUCAAAUUCCUUAGCGAUCUGCGGCGGGGUGGUGUUGAGGCUGAGACGAUGAAGCUGGUCAAGGUCCACGGAGGAACAACUGCAUCCAUGGUCUAUUCCAAAGUCAGGGAGGCUGAGAAGCUCGCCAUCUUGAAUAACAGUCAACACCAGUUGGACACCAUCUUGUUCUUUGAUGAAGCCAACACUACGGAAGCCAUAAGCUGUAUCAAAGAAGUCCUGUGUGAUCAGACAAUGGGUGGCCGGCCCAUGAAGAAGGAUUCUGGCUUGCACAUCAUCGCCGCCUGCAACCCUUACCGGAAGCACAGCCAGGAGAUGAUCUGCUACCUGGAGGCAGCUGGUUUGGGAUACAGGGUCAGUGCCGAGGAGACGACAGACAGGCUGGGCUCCAUUCCCCUGAGGCAGCUGGUGUACCGGGUGCAUGCUCUGCCCCCGAGCCUCAUUCCUCUGGUGUGGGACUUUGGACAACUGAAUGACACUGCCGAGAAGCUGUACAUCCUGCAGAUUGUCCAGAGACUGGUGGACUCCAUCGAGGUAGACGAAGUUGAGACUCGUGUGAUCACAGACGUGCUCUCUGCCUCUCAGGGGUUCAUGAGAAAGAGGCAGAAUGAAUGCAGUUUUGUCAGCCUUCGGGACGUGGAGCGCUGUGUGAAAGUUUUCCAGUGGUUUUACGAGCACAGCAGGAUGCUCUCAGCAGAGCUGAAUGCCUUUCUUUGCGAAUCCGGUGUCAGCAAAAAUAACUUUGAGAGAAAUCCUGUACUUUGGUCCCUGGUGAUGGCCGUUGGGGUAUGUUACCAUGCCUCAUUGGAGGAGAAGGAGUCCUACCGGAGAGCCAUUUGCCUGUGCUUUCCAGAGCCAUAUUGUGACAGCAAGGCUAUUCUGGAUGAAAUCACCCUGGCACAGGAUCUUUUCCUGAAUGGGGUACCCCUGAGGAAAACCAUAGCCAAGAACCUGGCCUUGAAGGAGAAUGUCUUCAUGAUGAUUAUUUGCAUUGAGCUUAAGAUCCCCCUCUUCCUGGUAGGGAAACCUGGCAGCUCCAAAUCUCUUGCCAAGACCAUCGUGGCGGAUGCCAUGCAAGGCCAGGCUGCCCACUCUGAUCUCUUCCGCAGCCUGAAGCAGGUCCACCUGGUGUCAUUCCAGUGCAGUCCCCACUCUACCCCACAAGGCAUCAUAGGUACCUUCAAACAGUGUGCCCGCUUCCAGCAGGGUAAGGACCUGCAGCAUUACGUCUCUGUGGUGGUAUUGGAUGAGGUGGGACUGGCAGAAGACUCCCCCAAGAUGCCCCUGAAGGCUCUGCACCCCCUGCUGGAAGACGGAUGCAUCGAAGACGAUCCUGCCCCGCACAAAAAGGUCGGCUUUGUAGGCAUUUCCAACUGGGCCCUGGAUCCUGCCAAGAUGAACCGGGGUAUUUUCGUGUCUCGGGGCAGUCCCAAUGAGAAAGAGCUCAUAGAGAGUGCCAAGGGGAUCUGCUCUUCUGAUAGCCUCGUUCAGGACAGAAUCCGGGGCUACUUCGCGCCCUUUGCCAAAGCCUACGAAACAGUGUGUCAGAAACAGGACAAGGAGUUCUUCGGGCUCCGCGAUUACUACAGCCUCAUCAAGAUGAUCUUUGCCAUGGCCAAAGCCUCCAAUAAAGAGCCUUCCCCGCAAGACGUCGCACACGCUGUCCUGCGCAACUUCAGUGGCAAGGACGACAUCCAGGCUUUGGACAUUUUCACGGCCACUUUACCCGAGGCCAGGUGCACGGAAGAAGUGAGCACCAUCGAGCUGAUCAGGCAGAACAUUUACGGGGAUGUGCCGAGGACAGAGGGCAGAGAGCUGGAUGAUACCGAGUCCCGCUACCUACUCGUGCUGACCAAGAACUACGUGGCCCUGCAAAUCCUGCACCAGAUAUUCUUCGGUGAGGACCAGCAGCCCGAGAUCAUUUUCGGCUCCAGUUUUCCCCAGGACCAGGAAUACACCCAGAUCUGCAGAAACAUUAACCGGGUGAAGGUCUGCAUGGAGACUGGCAGGAUGGUGGUUUUGCUGAACCUGCAGAACCUGUACGAGAGCCUGUACGAUGCCCUCAACCAGUACUACGUCUACCUCGGGGGCCAGAAGUACGUGGACCUCGGGCUGGGCACCCACCGCGUCAAGUGUCGGGUCCACCCCGACUUCCGCCUGAUCGUCAUCGAAGAGAAAGACGUCGUGUACACGCAGUUCCCGGUGCCUCUCAUCAACCGGUUGGAGAAACACUACCUGGACAUCCAAACCGUGCUGGAGGAUUGGCAGAGGAGCAUUGUGCGUGAGCUCGCCAGGUGGGCGCAGGAGUUCGCAGAUGUAAAACCGUAUCAGUUCGGGGCUGGGCACAAGUACAGCGCUGCAGACGCCUUCAUCGGCUACCACUCGGACGCCUGCGGCUCCGUGGUGCUGCAGGCCAUGGAGCGCCAGGGCUCCAGGGACCUGACGGAGGAGCUGUACCACAAGGUGUUGGAGGACGCCAAACUGAUUCUGCUGGAUUGCGCCACGCCUGAUGCCAUCAUUCGGCUGAGCUCCUCCUCGCUGGGCUCAUUUGCUGCACAGGCUCUGGCACGAGAGUACUAUGACAGGCAGCGGCACAACUCCUUCGCCGACUUCCUCCAGGCUCACCUGCGCACCACCAACCUGGAGCGCCGCGCCGUCUUCACAGAGGUCACUACUUUCUCCCGGCUGCUGACGAGUCACGACUGUGAGGUCUUAGAGUCGGAGGUGAAGGGGUUGGCUUCAAGGCCCACAGUGCUGUCACUGCAGCAGUUUGACACGGAGUACUCGUUUCUCAAGGAAGUCCGAAACUGCUUAACAAACACAGACGGGUGCAAAAUCCUCAUCAUCCAGACGGACUUUGACGACAGCACUCACAGUGCCCAGCUCAUUGCCUCUGCCAAAUAUUCUGCUAUCAAUGAAAUCAACAAAAUACAAGGAAUGAAGGACUGUAUCUUUGUGUAUUUCAUCACCAAACUGUCCCGGAUGGGAAGUGGAGUGUCCUACAUUGGAUUUCAUGGAGGGCUGUGGCGGUCAGUGCACAUCGACGACCUCCGCAGAUCCACAGUCAUGGCCUCUGAUGUGACUAAGCUGCAGAGUGUCACCAUCAGCCAGCUGUUUAAGCCAGAAGACAAACCUGAGUUGGAGGGCGACCAGGAGGAGGAGAUGGAAAUAGAGACCAGCAAAUCAGGGGAGGUGGCAGAGGCAGAAAUGGAGGCAGGAGGUUCAGAGGAGAUGGAGUACCAGGCCUCUGUCCCAGGAGGUGCUGAGGCGCAGGUCCUGGACACCACCAGGCUGCUGCGGAGCUGUGUGCAGAGUGCCGUGGGGAUCCUCCGAGACCAGAACGAGGACUGCACACGCAACAUGAGGAGGGUCUCCAUUCUCCUCGGCCUCCUGAACGAAGACAACGCGUGCAACGCCUCUUUCUUGAGAGUGUCCAAGAUGCGCCUAUAUGGUCUUCUGAACAAGCAAGAGGAGAACCAGCUCCGCAGCCUGAAGGAGUGGGUGUCGAGGGAGGCCGCGAAUCAGGAUGCUCUCCAGGAGGCCGGCACCUUCAGACAUACCCUUUGGAAGCGGGUCCAAGGCGUGGUCACCCCCCUCCUGGCGAGCAUGAUAUCCGUCAUCGACAGGGACGGCAACUUGGAGCUGCUGACCAGGCCAGAUUCACCAGCCUGGGCACGGGAUCUUUGGAUGUUCAUUUUCAGUGACACUAAGCUUCUGCAUAUCCCUCUUGAGGUGAACAGCAUAAGACCUAAAGGAGAGAUGUCCUCUAUUGUGGUGCAGAGCUACAUGAACCUUCCCAAACACACUUCCAAUGACGUCCCAUUUAGCUGGAGAAUCAAGGACUACCUGGAAGAGGUCUGGAUCCAGGCUCAGUACAUCACUGAUGCAGAAGGACUGUCUAGGAAGUUAGUGGAAAUCUUCCAAAAGACUCCCCUGGGAAAAUUCCUUGCCCAGCUCCCCACAGAACAACAGCAAGAACUCCUGCACUGCUACUUGAAGGACUUCCUGCUCUUGACCAGAAGAGUGUCCACCUGGGACGAGCUAAAGUUUCUGCAGAUGGCCCUGUGGUCCUGCAUCCGUGAGCUACAGGCAGCGGCAGGAAGGCCAGAGGAAGAGCUGUCCUUGCCAUGGGUGCACCUCGCCUAUCAGCGUUUCAGAACCCGGCUGCAGAACUUCUCUCGAAUCCUGACCAUCCACCCCCAGGUUCUGCAGAGCCUCACUGAAGCCGCACAGAAGCACAACUUGGCUGGGAGUGAGAUGACACUGGAUGCGUUUGCAGCAAUGGCCUGUGUGGAAAUGCUGACAAGAGACACCCUGAAGCCGAGUCCCCAGGCCUGGUUACAGUUGGUGAAGAGCCUGUCCAUGCCGCUCGAGCUUCUUUGCUCUGACACAUACCUGCAGGACACCGGGAACAUCACUAAAGCUGUCACCAAGGAGGUCAGAACCCAGUGGAAUCGCAUUUUCUCUAUUGCACUCUUUGUGGAGCAUGUACUCCUGGGGACCGAGACCCAGGUUCCUGAGCUGAGCCAGCUGGUGACCGAGUACGUCUUCCUAUUAGACAAGUGUCUUCAAGAGGACUCUGACAUGAAGUCCCAGAAGCCUUUUAUGGCUGUGAUAACCACUCUUUGUGAAUGCAAGGACAAAGCCAGCAAGUCCUUCUUCAGGUUUGGUGUCCAGCCGUGCCGCAUCUGCCUGGGAGACGCGCAGGACCCCGUGUGCCUGCCCUGUGAUCAUGUGUACUGCCUGCCUUGCAUCAGAAAGUGGCUGGUUCCGGGGCAGAUGUCAUGCCCCUUCUGUUUAACUGAUUUGCCAGACACAUUCUCUCCCGUCGCCUCCCAAGAGCACAGGAGAGCCAUCGAGAAACACGCCCAAUUCCGGCAGCUGUGCAACAGUUUCUUCGUGGACCUGGUUUCCACCAUGUGCUUCAAGGACAACACCCCUCCUCACAAGAGUGUGGUCCACAGCCUGCUCUCCCUGCUCUUCGUACAGAAGGAGCUCCUGCGAGAUGCUCCCCAAAGACACCGUGAACACACCAAGUGCCUCUCUCCGUUUGACGAUGUUGUGGAUAAAACUCCUGUCAUCCGCUCCGUGGUGCUGAAACUGCUUUUGAAGUACAGCUUCGGCGAGGUACAGGAUUACAUCCAGGACUACUUGUCCCUGCUGGAGAAGAAGGCGUUUGUGGGUGAAGAUAAGACAGAGUUAUACUUGCUGUUUAUCAACUGUCUGGAGGAUUCUGUGCACGAGAAGACAAGUGCUUUCUCCAGAAGCACCGAGCCAAAGCACCUGAAUGAGGAAUUCCGUUUCCUCAUGAAGUACUCCCCGGAAAGACAAGGCCAGGAGCCUGCCUCCAUAGCUUCAGUGGGAUACCUGCAGGAGGUAGCCACCAUCCGCCUGUGCCUCGACAAGGCUGCUGACUUCCUCUCGGAGCUGCAGGAAGGCUCAGAGCUGGCUGAGGACAAGAGACGCUUCCUGUGGCACGUCCAGCAGUUCUGCACCCGGGCCGGGAACGACUGGUACCGUGUGUACCUGGUGAGGAAGCUCUCAAGCCUACGUGGCAUGGAGUUCGUGCAGAGCCUCUCCAGGCAGGGCCACCCCUGCCAGUGGGUGUUUCCCAAGGAUGUCAUUGCACAGCAGAAGAACCUCCUGGGCCAGAUGGAUGGGUACCUGGUACACGGUGAGGAGUACAAAGCUGUUCGUGACGCAAUGGGCAAAGCCGUGCUCGAGUGCAAGACCCCAGGCAUUGGCAACGCUCUGAUGGCCUGCAGGAGCCCCAAACUGCAACAGGCUGCGUACUUGCUGUUGGCACUGUACAGAGAGAUGGUCACUCUGUGCCACUCCGACAACACUAACCUCCAUCCCAAGCCAGAGCAAUGCGCGGCUGUGAACCAGUUCAUUGAGGGAAGCAAGGUCCUCUCCCCUCCGGAUAUCAGAUUGUUUGCGACAUCCCUCGUGGACAACACGCUGCCCUUGCUGAGGUCAGGCUCUGGUAACGGCGGCCUUGAAGGAACAGUGACAGAAAUGGCCAUUCAUGCCACAGUCGUCCUUUUGUGUGGACAGAACAAAGUGUUGGAACCCUUGAGAAAUUUGGCCUUCUACCCAGCCAACAUGGAGAAUGCUUUUCUUCCAACGAUGCCGGAAGACCUGCUGGCUCAAGCGAAGAGAUGGGAGGGUCUGGAAGGCGUCAAGUGGUACAACUGUCCCAAUGGUCACCCAUGCUCUGUAGGAGAGUGUGGCAGGCCAAUGGAACAGAGCAGGUGUGUUGACUGUGGAGCUCAGAUCGGAGGCUUGAAUCACAAAGCGGACGCUGGCUUUAACCCUAUCACGAACUGCACAGACAGAACCCAGACUGGCCAUGUGUUGGGCAACCCACACUCCAGGGCCGUGGCAGUGGCAUCUGACAGACAGCUGUCUCCCGUGGUCUUCAUUCUCAUCCGGUUACUCACUCAUUUGACUAUGCUCUCGGGAGCUGCCCAAAAUCGCCAGGCCUUAAUAAACAUCAUUAAGCCUCGGGUGAUAGAGCCAAAAGACUUCCUGCAGCAGCACAUCCAGAGAGACCUGGAGCAGUUGACCAAGGUUCUGGGCAAGAGCGCCGAUGAGACCACCCACACAGUGCACCUCGCCCUGCGCAGCCUUCUCAACGCAGGCCACCCCGUCGCCAGCCAGCGGCCGUUAAAUUUUGAUGCACGAUUGUCAACCAAAGAAUACAGGAACAAUUGGGAAAAAGACAUGGAAGCUCUUCUUUUACCUGAACUAAGGCAUCUUGAUAAAACCCUGCUGACCGUGAGUGCUCUCAUCAGCCAAGAUGAGCGUAUCAGCUCCAACCCUGUGGCCAAAAUCAUAUACGGGGACCCAGCAACCUUCCUGCCCCACCUGCCCCGGAAAAGUGCAGUUCAUUGCUCGAAGAUUUGGAGCUGCAGGAAAAAGGUGACAGUUGAAUAUCUCCAGCACGUCGUGGAGCAGAAAAACGGCAAAGAAACGGUGCCAGUCCUCUGGCAGUUCCUCCAGAAGGAAGCGGAGCUGAGGCUGGUGAAAUUCUUGCCUGAGAUUUUGGCCCUGCAAAGAGAUCUAGUGAAACAAUUCCAGAAUAUUUCCGAAGUGGAAUACAAUUCCAUCAGAAGUUUUAUUGCCAGUCAUAGAUCAGAUGGGCUGAGGAAAUUGUUCCAUGACAGGAUCACCACCUUUCUGUCCACAUGGAAUGCACUGAGGCAGUCCCUAGAGACCAACGGUGAAAUCAAGCUACCUAAAGAGUACUGCCGCUCUGAUUUGGAUCUGGACACCGACUUUGAGGUCAUCCUGCCACGCCGACGGGGUCUGGGCCUCUGUUCCACGGCCUUAGUCAGCUACUUGAUUAGCUUACACAACCAAAUUGUCUACACGGUGGAAAAGUUCUCCAAGGAAGACAACAGCUAUUCCGUGGAUGCCUCUGAGGUCACCGACCUGCAUGUCAUCAGUUACGAAGUAGAGCGUGACCUGAGUCCGCUGAUCCUCUCCAACUGCCAGUACCAAGUGGAGCAGGGCAGGGAGACCUCACAGGAGUUUGACCUGGAGAAAAUCCAGCGGCAGAUCAGUGGCCGCUUCCUCCAGGGCAAGCCCAGGUUGACGCUCAAGGUAAGCUAAGCCUGCACCAAGCAUGUACUUGGUGUGGUUGUGGGGAACAAGUAGCCCUUCCUGUGUUUCGAGUGAGCUGCCGUCUGCAUCAUUUCCUACCCACCCAUAGCGUGCACAAACACUCCUCCGUCCGUGUCCGGGCUGAGUGGCACUCCCAGUCCCUCUUCCGUACCUCCAUCUGUGCCUCAGGCCCCACAGGCAGCCUGGAGUCCCA
Molecule: messenger RNA, 15344 nt
Organism: Castor canadensis (American beaver)
Lineage: Eukaryota; Metazoa; Chordata; Mammalia; Rodentia; Castoridae
Source: RefSeq, a predicted model, not a curated record